AAAUUUGUUUACACCAUAGUUACUAUGGAUACGGAUAAGCGAUACUCGUUUAUUAUGACAACCGGCACCUCACCUUGUGCGCCUUCUAUACAGUACAGCAUAGAACAAACGCCAAAGGAAUUAUAUCAAUAAUUAUUACUUAUGAGUGGCCACCGCCAGAUCAACAUGGAUUUCGAGGAAAAUCUAGUCAAGCGACAGAAUUCAACAGAAUACUUUGACACCGUGAUCGGACAUAUUGAAGACAUUGUGAUAGGCGAAGACUUCCAGGCAAUGGUCAACCACUUCAUGGACUGCUGCUAUCACCUGUUCGAGCAGGGCGAAGAGAACAAAAUUGUCUACACGGAAGUAUAUCAGAAGUACACCAGUCUGGUGGAGACGUUCAUCGUGGAGAGCUUGAAUGACAAGAUGAGCUUCUUUGACAUGGACAGGUUUGCGCUCGAGUUGGAAACCAAAAAGUCCCAACUGGAUGGGGAAAUCUUCGAGCUGCUAUCGACGUUGACGGACUUCCUGGCCUUCAAGGAUAUGGUGCUGGACUACAAGGCAUACAAGGAGGGGCUGUACGACGAUCUAAGCAAGGAUUUCAGCGUGACUGGUCUGCAGCAGAAAUAAGAAGAGGGUAGAAGGAUGUGAUUUAUUGGCAAUAAAAGGACGAAAUUGGUUUUGUGAACAUUAA
Messenger RNA from Armigeres subalbatus, 673 nucleotides. Its product is annotated as ADP-ribosylation factor-like protein 2-binding protein. Gene Ontology annotation, cellular component: mitochondrial intermembrane space. The record is from RefSeq and is a predicted model, not a curated record. Lineage: Eukaryota; Metazoa; Arthropoda; Insecta; Diptera; Culicidae. The transcript has 2 exons. Bases 142 to 609 code for a protein of 155 amino acids. Gene Ontology annotation, biological process: positive regulation of tyrosine phosphorylation of STAT protein; maintenance of protein location in nucleus.